This is a messenger RNA of Sclerotinia borealis F-4128, 1389 nucleotides long. NCBI's taxonomy places the organism in Eukaryota, Fungi, Ascomycota, Leotiomycetes, Helotiales, Sclerotiniaceae. The record is from the annotation of a GenBank genome assembly.
AUGGAUUUCCUUCAGCGCCUUGCGCAUUUCCUUGAUAGACCACUAUUCCCUUGGAAGAAGCUCAUCGUUGGAUUCUCUCUUGCACAAUACUUAUUCGAAGGGUUCCUCUCUCUCCGCCAAUACCAAGUCUUAAAGCAAACUCGUCCACCCAAGGUUCUAUCAAAUGAGGUCUCACAAGAAGUUUUUGACAAAAGCCAGGCAUAUGGACGCGCAAAAGCAAAGUUUGGUUUCGUGGCAGGACUCUAUGGACAAAUCCAAAACACGGCAUUCAUUUAUUUCGACGUUCUUCCCAAGCUCUGGGAGUUGACUGGCUCAUGGCUUCUACAACUUGCACCCGCUCGAUUCAGCGGCGAGAUUUCUCAUUCAAUCGUCUUCGUCCUUACUUUUAUCAUAAUCCAACAGAUUCUUUCGCUGCCGACUUCAAUUUAUCAGACAUUCGUGCUGGAGGAGAAGUUCGGUUUCAAUAAACAAACUCCUCAAAUUUUCGUUACAGAUAUGUUGAAGGGACAAAUGUUGGCAUUCGCUUUGACUCCACCAAUUCUCGCUGGGUUCCUCUCUAUCAUACAACAGACUGGUCAAGAAUUCUUCUACUACUUGUGGAUGUUUGGCGCUGGGCUCCAGGUUUUCAUGAUUACCAUUUACCCAAUUACGAUUCUGCCCUUGUUUAACAAGCUUUCACCUCUCGAACCCGGAGAAUUGAAGGAUGGUGUCGAAGACUUGGCUAAGCGUCUAAACUUCCCUCUUCACGAAUUGCAUGUUAUCGAUGGCAGCAAGCGCAGUGCUCAUAGUAAUGCCUAUUUCUUUGGUCUGCCAUGGAAGAAGCAUAUUGUCAUCUAUGAUACCUUGAUUGAGAAGAGCGACACACAAGAGAUUGUAGCUGUUCUGGCACAUGAACUUGGUCACUGGAGUCGCGGACAUACUACAAAGCUCUUUGGAAUUUCACAGCUCCAUUUCUUCUACAUCUUCUCCCUGUUCUCCGUCUUCAUCAACAACCGUUCCUUGUACCAAUCCUUUGGUUUCCAUAACGAGUUCCCAAUCAUAAUCGGCUUCAUCUUGUUCUCUGAUGCGCUUGCCCCUAUGGACACAGUCAUAAAGCUCUGGAUGAACAUCCUGAGCAGAAAGUACGAGUUUGAAGCAGACAGCUUCGCACAAGGACUCGGAUACCAGGCUGAGCUGGCUCGGUCCUUGAUCAAAUUGCAGAUCCAGAAUCUGAGCACUAUGGAUGCCGAUUGGAUGUAUGCAAGCUACCAUUUCUCGCAUCCAAUUUUGUCGGAGAGAUUGGGUGCUCUAGGAUGGAAGUCGAGUGGUCCGGUUGCACCCGUGGCUGCAAAAGAUGAGAAGGUUGCAAAGGACGAGAAGGUCGCAAAAGCCAGUGGUAGAGAACUGUAG